Messenger RNA from Lecanosticta acicola, 1941 nucleotides. NCBI's taxonomy places the organism in Eukaryota, Fungi, Ascomycota, Dothideomycetes, Mycosphaerellales, Mycosphaerellaceae. The record is from the annotation of a GenBank genome assembly.
AUGUCGAUCGUGUUGACUCGAUCACCUUUGGAACCAAUUGGAAUGAACGGCGGAGGCGUCGAGAAGCGCCGCAGUGCGCGCUUGUCGCACGAAGGAAUUGUGGAAAACGAGCCUCCUGCGAAGAAGACCAAGACCAACGGUGCUGCAACUAGCACCACUACGGUGAACACGAAGCAGCAGGAUGGCGAAGGCAGCAAAGCCGCGACGAAGAGGAAACGGAAAGGUGAGGAGACGCUGCGCGACACAGUGAUGGCGCAUACUAACAUCGCGUAGUGUAUGAUGAAGAAGACGACGGCUUCACUUUCUCCAAGGGCAAGCGCGGGAAGGCAAAAGACACGAAACAGCCUGCUACUGCGAAGAGUAGCGACGAAAGCAGAGACGAAGAUAUUGCGCCCUCAGCGCAUUUAAGCGAUCAACAGCCAGCGCAGCCCUUAGAAGACAUCGCGCCCAAGACUACCCAGAAGAAGACGCGUCGCAGAUUACCCACAACUCCCGAGCGGGAUGGCACAGAAAAGCGCGUUCGACGCAGCAAAAGAUUGUCAACUGAGAAGGAGCCGGAGGCCGCGCCGAAGCCCUCGCCUCACCGCCCAUCUCACGCCAAAUCGCAUGCGAACACUCAGCGCGAUCGCUCAUCCAGUCCAGUAAAAGCAAAGCCGGUAACCGUGGAGAAGAAGCGAAGACAUGGCGCCAAUGGAGUCGAAGAAGAGAAAAUCAUGAUGAUCAGCUUGCCUUUUGCAGAUACGCCCAUUAUCAAGAGGAACAAAGAAAUGCGCAAGACCAGCGCUGAAGGUAGCCGCAGAAGCUCUGCUGGAAUGCGAGGAAAGAGAGCCAGCAGCUUGAUAGAUGAAGGACGGGGUCAAGGUAAGAUACUCCUUUCCUCGUGCAUACAAAAGCUCUCACUCCUGACGCCUUUGCCUGUAGAGGCGUCAAAAGGUUCGCCAGAUCAUUCUCAGAGGCAUACAUUCGACAAUCACGACAGAUCGCUCAGCCGUUCGCUUGGUCCGGUGACCAACGACAUCGAUCAUCUGUCACUUGUUGCGGAAAAGUACUCUGUUGCUCAAGAAAAUUUGGCUGACGAUGAUGUCUUCACUGCAGCAUUACCACAUGAGGAGGUCCCAGCAUCCGAGUUCUUCAAGCACAUCUCUGCAGAUCUCACGGAAAACAGGCGAAUGCGUUGUUUGCUAGGUUGGUGUGGUAGCAGAGCUUUGCCUCCGAAGCCGGAUCCUCCCAAAGACAACACGGCCCAAGCGAGGGUGGAUUUUCAAGCACUCCAAGCCGGUAUGUAUAGAUUAUUGUUCCAGCAGGCUUGGUGUUCGCGCUAACAUUAAGGCAGCUCGCAUAAUUCAGGAUGAACUGUCUCAGGAGCUUAUGACCAAUGGAACUCUGAGCGAUUGGUUUUCUCGAGAUGAAUCGGCACCGCCCCAGAUACCGCUGCGUAAAAAGCCGAACCCGAGAAACGUAACCAACGCUGCGAAGGCCGAUGAGCUUGAACGAGAGCUUGAAAGGUUGAAGAAAGAACGCGCUGAGUGGGAUGAGCUGGAGCAGGCAGCAGGAGCUGCCAGCGCUUCAUCUGAAGACCAACCGAAUGCCGAAGGGGAGGUCUCAACUCUAAGACCCGAUGUGCUAGACAGUCCUCAACGAGCGAUUUACGAGCAACUGCAGUCCUCCGAAGCAGACUUGUCGACGGAUCCUGAACGGAUACAGCAGCGCCUUCGCACGAUCUCAGACGACUUGGAAUUCGCUUUGGACCAAUUUGCGCAUGGUGUGCAUGCGCUCAGCACGACCAGGGAGACUGCCGAGAAGGUGGCAGAGCGGUCCCUUGCGGACGCAGCGAAUGCGCUGGAAGAAAGACAGAAGCAACGAGCUGGCAGCGGCAAACCUGUCGACCAGAUGGAUGCUCUGCGGGGCUUGGCGAGAGUUCUCAAUUCACAGUACAGAUGA